Alligator sinensis (Chinese alligator) is the source of this 3065-nucleotide messenger RNA. It is a transcript of the gene YTHDF2, whose product is annotated as YTH N6-methyladenosine RNA binding protein 2. Gene Ontology annotation, molecular function: mRNA binding; N6-methyladenosine-containing RNA reader activity. The transcript is spliced from 3 exons. The record is from RefSeq and is a predicted model, not a curated record. NCBI's taxonomy places the organism in Eukaryota, Metazoa, Chordata, Crocodylia, Alligatoridae. The coding region runs from base 534 to 2126 and encodes 530 amino acids. Gene Ontology annotation, cellular component: cytoplasm. Gene Ontology annotation, biological process: mRNA destabilization.
UGAUUGCUUUUUCCUCUAAGCCGAUACGGCCACAACCGAGAUACCCGAGUCUGAGAGCCACUGGGGUGUUGCAUCAAUGAGCUGCCUCAGAAAUUACCGCCUGUUUUGGACACUUCCCAUUAUUGAUGGGAUGUUGCACAAGGGUUGAAAUGAUCAUAUGCGUAUGAUGAUUAUUGUACAUUUGGGAAUGCCGUGGGGAACGCAUGUGCUGCCAGGGUGCCCGAUGCUCCUCUCUACUUCCCUUCUGGGAGCCGGGGUCUUCUCUGAAAGGGGCUAAUCCAGCCACCUUCCCUCACCUGAUCUGGUGCUGGGGUGUGAAGCCUGUGCAAGGGGGAUUUAUUUUUAACGAGGCGGCGCUCCACUCUUGAAAUGCUUUAAUUGAAGCUGGUGAGGGCUGCGUAGGGUCUCUCUUCACGCUCUGAACUUUGUUCGUAGUGCAAAACGGGUCUGUGCAUCAGAAGGAUGGGUUAAACGACGACGACUUCGAACCCUACUUGAGUCCUCAGGCCAGGCCGAAUAAUGCAUACACUGCAAUGUCUGACUCCUACUUACCAAGCUACUACAGUCCAUCCAUUGGAUUCUCCUACUCAUUAGGUGAAGCUGCCUGGUCUACAGGGGGUGACCCACCUAUGCCCUACCUAACAUCUUAUGGACAGCUGAGCAAUGGGGAGCCUCACUUUCUCCCAGAUGCCAUGUUUGGACAGCCAGGGGCCCUUGGCAGCACUCCAUUCCUCGGACAGCAUGGCUUUAACUUCUUUCCAAGUGGGAUUGACUUUUCAGCAUGGGGAAAUAACAGUUCUCAGGGACAGUCCACUCAAAGCUCUGGAUAUAGCAGCAAUUACGCUUAUGCACCUAGCUCGCUGGGUGGAGCCAUGAUUGAUGGGCAGUCUGCUUUUGCCAAUGAGACUCUGAAUAAGGCUCCUGGCAUGAAUACCAUAGACCAAGGCAUGGCAGCAUUGAAGUUGGGCAGCACAGAUGUUGCAAGCAAUGUCCCAAAAGUUGUCGGGUCCGCUGUUGGUAGUGGGUCCAUUACCAGUAAUAUCGUGGCGUCUAACAGCUUGCCUCCAGCCACUAUCGCUCCUCCGAAACCAACUUCCUGGGCUGAUAUUGCUAGCAAACCUGCAAAACAACAGCCCAAGCUGAAGACCAAGAAUGGUAUUGCAGGUUCGAGUCUUCCACCGCCCCCAAUAAAGCAUAACAUGGAUAUUGGAACUUGGGAUAACAAAGGGCCGGUGGCAAAAGCUCCUUCCCAGGCUUUAGUUCAGAAUAUUGGUCAACAGCCAACCCAGGUGUCCCCUCAACCAGUGGGUCAGCAGAUCAAUAAUAGCCCACCAGUGGCCCAGGCUCCACCAGGGCAACAACCACAGCCAUUGCCCCCACCACCGCCACAGUCAGCUCAGCUGCCAGUGCAGCACCAGGCAGCUCAGCCCACCCGCUGGGUUGCACCUCGUAAUCGUGGCAAUGGCUUUGGUCAAAAUGGAGUGGAUGGUAAUGGAGUGGGACAGUCUCAAGCAAGUUCUGGUUCUGCUCCUUCAGAACCACACCCAGUCUUGGAGAAGUUGAGAUCCAUCAACAACUACAACCCCAAGGAUUUUGACUGGAACCCAAAACACGGCCGGGUUUUCAUCAUUAAGAGUUACUCUGAGGACGAUAUCCACCGUUCCAUUAAAUAUAAUAUCUGGUGCAGUACAGAGCACGGCAACAAGAGACUGGAUGCUGCUUAUCGCUCCAUGAAUGGGAAAGGCCCUGUUUACUUACUGUUCAGUGUCAACGGCAGUGGUCACUUCUGCGGCGUAGCAGAAAUGAAAUCUGCUGUGGACUACAACACAUGUGCAGGCGUGUGGUCCCAGGACAAAUGGAAGGGACGCUUUGAUGUCAGGUGGAUAUUUGUGAAGGACGUUCCUAACAGCCAACUCCGGCACAUCCGCCUAGAGAACAACGAGAAUAAGCCAGUGACCAACUCCAGGGACACUCAGGAGGUGCCUCUGGAAAAGGCUAAGCAGGUGUUGAAAAUCAUUGCCACCUACAAGCACACCACCUCCAUCUUCGAUGACUUCUCACACUAUGAGAAACGCCAGGAGGAAGAGGAAAAUGUUAAAAAGGAGCGCCAAGGCCGCGUCAAGUAAAAGGCUCUCCCUCCCCCAGAGACUGCAGCAGAGGUUGCAUUCGGGAUAUCUUUCAGAGAGAAGAAGAAAAUAUAUACUGCAGAGAGAAUUAGGACUUUUUUUUUCUUAAUUUCAUUGACUUCAAAAACAAAACAAAAAGAAAAAAAAGACUCUUACGAACUUGCAGUUUAAAAAAACAAAACAGAAGAAGGUAUCGGAGUUUCACCAGAGGCAUAGGACUGAAAAAAACAAAAACCACAAAAAAAAUCCCUUCUAGCUAGAGUAGAGAUAAACACUGUCCCCUUUCUUUUGGCUUUGGUUGUGAUUUUGGAGCAUACGCUUUGUUUUUUGUCUUUUUACUAUGUUUUCUGGAUUUUAAAGUCCAUAAGAGGCAUAUGCCUGUUUUUCUCUCAUUUUUAAAUUCUGCCGCCUCCCUUCCUGCCAGCCCCUUUUGCGCCCCCCUGGUUUUGACAUUUGCACUUGGAACCCCGAGUUGUGACUUUUUUUGGACCUCCACCGCUGCACGUGGAAUAUCUAUUUUUUCCCCCUUGGACUGGAAGAAGAGGAAUUUUUAUGAAGAAUUUGAGGGGUGGGGGGCUGUUUUGCGUAGAAGAAUCGAACAGAAAUUGUCAACACGGUCGUGUGUAAGGGAUGGUUUGUUUUCUCUGGCCCCUUGUUACUCAAAAGUCAAAUACUAGGAGUCCUAAGAAAUGUUCUGUUCUUGUGCAUUAUACAGAUUACAGAUUAAGUCUGAAUUAAUUUGAUUUGAAAGCUGAGAACAGUGGUAAAAACUUGUUUUGUUUACAGGAAAAUGAAUUUUGGACGGAAAAAAAAAUAUUGUAAAAUGUGUAGUGAACAUGUUUCUUCAGUUUCUUGUUAAGCCAAUGAGGAAUGGGCGUUGCCUUUCUUUUCACCAUUAAUCACUUCUCAAUAAUAAACGUGAGAUCCUGUUGAGCAUCA